Nannospalax galili (Upper Galilee mountains blind mole rat) is the source of this 1201-nucleotide messenger RNA. RefSeq names its product potassium channel tetramerization domain containing 11 (gene Kctd11). The record is from RefSeq and is a predicted model, not a curated record. The transcript has a single exon. Bases 112 to 810 code for a protein of 232 amino acids. NCBI's taxonomy places the organism in Eukaryota, Metazoa, Chordata, Mammalia, Rodentia, Spalacidae. Gene Ontology annotation, biological process: protein homooligomerization; positive regulation of neuron differentiation.
CCUCCUCCUGUAUCCUCUUCGCCCCCUUCCUUUGGGGGCCCCGUGACCCUGAAUGUGGGGGGAACACUAUAUUCCACUACUUUGGAGACCCUGACUCGCUUCCCAGACUCCAUGCUGGGGGCUAUGUUUAGGGCUGACACCCCUAUGCCAGCCAGUCUCAACUCCCAAGGGGAUGGCCAUUACUUCAUCGACAGGGAUGGCAAGGCCUUCCGGCACAUCCUCAAUUUCCUAAGGCUUGGCCGACUGGACCUGCCCUGUGGCUAUGGAGAGACUGCACUUCUCAGAGCAGAAGCUGACUUCUACCAGAUCCGGCCCCUCCUGGAUGCCUUGCGGGAGCUGGAGGCCUCUCGGGGUACCCCUGCACCCACAGCUGCCCUGCUCCAUGCUGAUGUAGAUGUCAGCCCCCGCCUGGUGCACUUCUCUGCUCGCAGAGGCCCACACCACUAUGAACUGAGCUCUGUCCAGGUGGACACUUUCCGAGCCAACCUCUUCUGCACAGACUCUGAGUGUCUGGGGGCAUUGAGGGCCCGAUUUGGUGUGGCCAGUGCGGACAGGGCAGAGGGGGGCCCACAUUUUCGUCUAGAGUGGGCCCCCCGUCCCCAGGAACUCCCCGAAGUUGAGUAUGAGAGACUGGGGCUGCAACCGCUGUGGACUGGGGGGCCAGAAAUGCGAAGGGAGGUGGUGGGCACACCCACCUUCCUGGAGGAAGUGCUACGGGUAGCUCUGGAACAUGGCUUCCGUCUGGACUCUGUCUUCCCCGACCCUGAGGACCUGCUGAACUCCAGAUCUCUUCGCUUUGUCCGGCACUGAUGAUGCUAUUCUUAGCUUGACUAUGGGGAGAUGAAGGACUGAGUCAGACAAGGGGUCAAAGACUCUUUAAAGCUUCUUUCUAGCCCUGGUGAGCGAGCUAUGAAAGUCAGGGAUCCCACUGUACCUGACUGGAGCCUGCAUGUAGGCUGUAAUUCCCAAACCUGACUCCUCCCACUCUCAGGAUUCACAAGUGGUCCACAAGUGGGCUGGGGCUUACCCUGGAAAAGCACCCAGGAUUUUUCUGGUCUGUUUUUGCCUGGGGCUGAGAUCCAACCUUAGGUAAAGCUCAAUGUUCAGGGGUCUGGAAAAUAAGGAACCCCUCUUUGCCAGGGCUAGACUUAGCAGAAUUCUGGAGGUUUCAGCACUAGGGGGAAGGAGAUAAUUUGAAUUA